Drosophila simulans is the source of this 2822-nucleotide messenger RNA. RefSeq lists its product as uncharacterized. The transcript has 2 exons. Lineage: Eukaryota; Metazoa; Arthropoda; Insecta; Diptera; Drosophilidae. The record is from RefSeq and is a predicted model, not a curated record. Bases 1610 to 2416 code for a protein of 268 amino acids.
GUCCCCCAGUUCAUAAUUAUUUGGUGGGCACGGAUUUGCUUUUGUUCUCCGCUCGGCUUUUUUUCGCUUUCCCCCAUCCACCUACAUGCGUUGGGAAAUCGGGCGAACUCAGACACGGAAAAUAUGGCAAAAAAAAAGAAAACAGAACAGAAACGAGGGGUCGGAAAAGCUAUCGCCCCAGCUGUAGCGUUGAAAUCUGAUUGAUAAUAACUAAAUGCGAUUUCUUCAAAGAGCAUAAAAGCGUAUUUUUAAUUAUUGUGGAAAUAUAUUUCCGCAGCUCUGCUGCUCAAUGCCAACCCAUUCGUAAUGUACUAUUUCCCCUUCUAGAAUAGGAAUAGUCUCGCAUUUCGUAAUUACUCACAGAGAUAAAAAAAAAGUCGAUCUUAUCUAAUGCUCCAAAUAGAGCAGUACAUAAAUUCUAGUAAUAAAUCUCAUUUAAUGCGGGACUAUAGUAAAUCCAAAUUUAAACAGCCUUCAACAAACGAAUUGCUGUUUAGUAUUUAAAUGCUCAUAUAACCUUAUGCGUGUGAUGAUUCCCCCUUUUAUUAUUAACCACUCGCUUGCGUUUCGAGCUCUCUAUCAUUUGAUUUCCCCCUUCACCUUUCACUCUCUGCCCUAUAAUUUCGUAUUGCUAUUUGUUCAUUGGCUUGUUGUUGUUGUCGGUGGUAUUCAGCUAAGUUUUACAAAAUGCAGGCAGUCAUUUGGUAGCCAUGCAAAUGUUGUGCUAAUUUUGUUGGCCGUGUGGCUCUUCAUUUCAAAAACACUUUCCUCGCGAACAAAAGACGAUGCGAUGGUAGAGACCCCAAUCGCAAUAUGCCGGCCAGAUAUGUGAGGAUUACAGCAAAUCAUGUGGAUAUACUAUAUGUACCAUAUGCUUAGGUGGCCACACAUAAUUCAUUCGCAUAUUUUCCGUUUCCCAGCUAAGCGCCUUUUCGUGAGCAUUUCAUUUAUUUUCCCACACAGCGUCAUGAAUGUACGCAUACGACCAAAAAACUAGUCCACCAGGUGAAGUUUUUCGGUACGAAUUGAAAUAAUUAAUAUUUAGUAUUCUAUGCUUGUGAUAUGACAUUUGGUUGAUUUUAACAACGCAAUCUUAUCUCAAUCCCAAUGUGUACACCUUUCGGUACUAGUUUAAACAAGUUACAGCUUUAAUUCUCUAUUCUAUGUUUUUGUACUGGCAAAGUGUCAUUCAACUUAUAUUGUUAAAGUAACGAGAACUUGGUUUAGCGAUUAAGUUGGCAGUUUGGGGGUCUGUGUUCCCCCAAUAUUGACAAAAAAGAAUAAGUCGUCAUUCGUUACUUGAACCUCGAAACAUAUUCACGCACUUUAUCAGUGCUCCGGAAAUUUAAAGAUUUUUAAGACGCUACUUCUUAUUUAGUUCGGUUAAAGUUUAUAUUCGAACGCAUUUUGUUGUUGUAUUAUUUCAUACAACGGCAUAAGAUGUCGGUGUGAUUAUUGUUUAAAUAAAAAGAUUAUUGUACUAAAAAAAUUAUUAAAGUUUUGGAGUGUCGCGCACAGUUAUCUCUUCCACUUAUUGUGGACCCAACCCGACUGGCGAUAUUAGUCAUUUGUUUGCUUGCUUUGUACACUUGCCAACAUAAUUUUGGAAAUGUUGAUAUGCUGCAUGGAAGGCUGCGAAUUCAACAAUUCGAUUUCCAAUGAUGAGCAUGUUAGGUGCUGGUUGUGUGACGAAUAUGCCCACGCAAAGUGCGCGGGUAUAAGUGAUAGUGUAGUGGAAAUGAUUGAAGGAAGAACUGGACUCAAAUGGACUUGUGAAACCUGCAGAGUUGUCAAAUCUCAGAUGGGAAGAUUUAUGAAGCAAACGCGUACGGAAAUCACUGAACUCUUUAGGGAAGUCCGAGCUGUCUAUGAAAAGUUGGCGAUGCUGGAAUCGCAUAUUACAUCUCAUCCUCAAGUACCGACUUCCCCUGUGCACAGUGAUUUCAGUUCUAACCCAUUACACACUUUUGAGGAUACUAAUGAUGACAGAGAAGUUGAAGAUGCAGAGUCAUCUGCUGUUCAACACAAUGCUACGGAUAUGCAGGUGGUGAAAAUAUGGCAUCAUAAUGCGGCUCCCGUGGUUCUACCUCUACAUGCCAAUCCGGAUCCGGAUAUUCUUAAAGCUGUUCCUCCAAUGAAAGCUGUGUUCGUAUCCAGACUCAUAACCUCAACUACUGAAGAUGCCCUCAAGCACUACAUAGUUUCCAAACUCUCAUAUUUCAAUCCCGAUGAUAUCAUCGUCAGAAAAAUAUAUAAUAAACAAAGACGAAAAAUUGCAUCGUUUAAAGUUAUGGCACCCGAUCCUAUAUAUUAUACGAUUUUAAAUCCGGGAUUUUGGCCUGAACAUAUCAUUGUGCACGAGUUUGUCAAGAAAAGCCUUCUUCAAGCCAAUGUAGAAUUUACAAAUUAUUGUUAAUAUUUAUAUAUGAAAUUUCAAUGAAAUAGUAAGAAAGUAACCCAUUUUUAGAAUAGUACCCGCGCAAUCAUUAUCAGUAAUUAUUAAUAUAAAACUGUUCUACCCAUAUCUGCGCAUCAAUGGGUUUAGCACAUUUAAUCACUCAUUUUUAUGCCUAUAUUUAGGGUAUCAAUUGCUCCGUAGAUACAGAAACACUUAUACAAUUUGAUAUCACUCGAGUAUAAGAAUUCGCUUCACAGAAGUUUCACUUUUAUGGUUUCACAAUAAAAUAGCUAUAAACGAAACGUUUGACAUUUGGAAUGCUAUUCGUUCGACCGCCACUGUGAAUAGUCUUAGACACCUCAUUCUCGACUCAAAUAAUAAACGUGAAAUGCUGUGGGAUUUGUCGCCAGGGAUACUCACUCCG